UCCUCGGUGCCAGCAACCCCAGGGCCCGGGACAUGGCCCCCUGGCGCAAAACUGACAAGGAGCGUCAAGGCGUGGCCAUAUAUAAUUUUCAAGGCAGUAGAGCCCCCCAGCUCUCCCUGCAUAUUGGUGAUGUGGUACGGAUCCAGGAAACCUGUGGAGAUUGGUACAGGGGAUACCUGAUGAAGCACAAAAUGUUAGAGGGGAUAUUUCCCAGAUCCUUUAUUCACAUCAAAGAAGUUACAAUUGAAAAAAGAAGAAAUACUGAGAACAUUAUUCCUGCUGAGCUUCCCCUGGCACAAGAAGUAACAACAACGCUUUGGGAGUGGGGCAACAUCUGGAAGCAGCUGUAUGUGGCCAGUAAAAAAGAGCGGUUUCUCCAAGUGCAGAGCAUGAUGUAUGACCUGAUGGAAUGGAGGUCUCAGCUGCUGUCCGGGACUUUGCCAAAAGAUGAGCUGAAGGAACUGAAGCAGAAAGUCACUUCAAAAAUUGACUAUGGCAACAGGAUCCUUGAGCUAGAUCUGAUUGUCAGAGAUGAAGACGGAAAUAUUUUGGAUCCUGAUAAAACCAGUGUCAUCAGCCUGUUCCAUGCACAUGAGGAAGCCACAGAUAAAAUCACUGAGCGCAUCAAAGAAGAAAUGUCUAAGGAUCAACCAGAUUAUGGAAUAUAUUCCCGGAUCUCCUCCUCCCCGACACACAGCCUCUAUGUCUUUGUAAGGAACUUUGUAUGCCGAAUUGGAGAGGAUGCUGAACUAUUCAUGUCACUCUAUGAUCCCAACAAGCAAAUGGUCAUAAGUGAGAAUUACUUGGUGCGAUGGGGAAGUAAAGGCUUCCCAAAGGAAAUUGAAAUGCUGAACAACCUGAAGGUCGUCUUCACGGAUCUAGGGAACAAAGAUCUCAACAGGGAUAAAAUUUAUUUAAUUUGUCAAACUGUCCGAGUUGGGAGGAUGGAUCUCAAGGAUACUAAUUUAAAGAAAUGUACUCAGGGAUUGAGGCGGCCAUUUGGGGUGGCAGUUAUGGAUAUAACAGACAUCAUCAAGGGGAAAGCAGAAAGUGAUGAAGAGAAGCAGCAUUUCAUCCCUUUUCAUCCGGUAACAGCUGAAAAUGAUUUCCUACACAGUCUCCUGGGCAAGGUUACAGCCUCAAAGGGGGACAGUGGAGGUCAAGGCCUCUGGGUGACAAUGAAAAUGCUGGUUGGAGACAUCAUUCAGAUCCGGAAGGACUAUCCCCACCUGGUAGACAGGACUACAGUUGUGGCCAGGAAGCUUGGUUUUCCUGAAAUCAUCAUGCCUGGGGAUGUCAGGAACGACAUCUACAUCACCCUCUUACACGGAGACUUUGACAAGUACAAUAAGACGACGCAGAGAAACGUGGAAGUGAUCAUGUGUGUCUGUGCGGAGGAUGGCAAAGUGCUUCCCAAUGCCAUUUGUGUGGGAGCUGGAGACAAACCUAUGAGUGAAUACAGAUCUGUCCUCUACUAUCAAGUCAAGCAGCCACGCUGGAUGGAAACUGUCAAGGUGGCUGUCCCAAUUGAAGACAUGCAGAAGAUCCACUUGCGUUUCAUGUUUCGACACCGAUCCUCCCUAGAGUCUAAAGAUAAAGGGGAAAAGAAUUUUGCCAUGUCCUAUGUGAAGCUGAUGAAGGAGGAUGGAACCACUCUGCAGGAUGGGUACCAUGAUUUGUUAGUCUUGAAGGGGGACAGCAAGAAGAUGGAGGAUGCCAGUGCUUACCUGACUCUUCCUUCCUAUCGGCACCAUGUUGAAAGCAAGGGCUCCACCUUGAGCCGGAGUUCCAGCAGUGUGGGAGGACUCUCCAUCAGUUCCAGAGAUGUGUUCUCUAUUUCUACCCUCGUAUGCUCUACCAAACUUACUCAGAAUGUGGGUCUACUAGGUCUGCUAAAGUGGCGUAUGAAACCUGAACUACUACAAGAGAAUUUAGAAAAACUGAAAAUUGUGGAUGGAGAAGAAGUCGUGAAGUUUCUCCAAGAUACCUUGGAUGCCCUUUUUAAUAUCAUGAUGGAGCAUUCCCAAAGUAAUGAAUACGACAUCCUGGUCUUCGAUGCCUUGAUCUAUAUAAUAGGACUCAUCGCUGAUCGAAAAUUCCAACAUUUCAACACUGUCCUGGAGGCUUACAUACAACAACAUUUUAGCGCCACACUGGCUUACAAGAAAUUGAUGACAGUUCUGAAGACCUACUUGGAUACUUCCAGCAGAGGGGAGCAGUGUGAACCUAUCCUAAGAACCCUGAAAGCUUUGGAAUAUGUGUUCAAGUUCAUUGUUCGGUCGAGGACAUUAUUUUCACAACUUUAUGAAGGCAAAGAACAGAUGGAGUUUGAAGAAUCCAUGAGGCGACUCUUUGAAUCCAUCAACAAUCUGAUGAAAAGUCAAUACAAGACCACCAUCUUGUUGCAGGUGGCUGCUUUGAAAUAUAUCCCAUCUGUUCUCCAUGAUGUGGAAACUGUCUUUGAUGCUAAGUUACUCAGUCAACUCCUCUAUGAAUUUUACACUUGCAUCCCACCGGUCAAGCUUCAGAAACAAAAAGUGCAGUCCAUGAAUGAGAUAGUCCGGAGCAAUCUCUUUAAAAAACAAGAGUGCCGGGAUAUUCUGCUCCCAGUUAUCACCAAGGAACUAAAGGAGUUGCUGGAGCCAAAAGACGAGCAGCAAUACCAGGUCCAAGAGAAGAAAUACUGUGUUGAAUUACUCAACAGCAUCCUUGAGGUUCUCAGCUGUCAGGACCCUGCCUCAACUUACCAUCAUAUCCAAGAAAUCAUGGUUCAACUGCUUCGUACGGUGAAUCGGACAGUCAUUACCAUGGAGCGUGACCACAGUCUGAUUAGUCAUUUUGUGGCAUGCAUGACAGCCAUCUUAAACCAGAUGGGAGAUCAGCACUAUUCUUUCUACAUUGAGACUUUCCAGACCAGUUCUGAGCUUGUGGACUUCUUGAUGGAAACAUUCAUCAUGUUUAAGGAUCUCAUUGGGAAGAACGUGUAUCCCCAGGACUGGAUGGCCAUGAGCAUGGUCCAGAACAGGGUCUUUCUGAGAGCAAUCAACAAAUUUGCAGAAACCAUGAAUCAAAAGUUUCUGGAACAUACAAACUUUGAGGUCCAGCUGUGGAACAACUAUUUUCAUCUGGCAGUGGCUUUUAUCACCCAGGAUUCCCUGCAGCUGGAGCAAUUCUCUCAUGCCAAGUACAAUAAGAUCCUGAAUAAAUAUGGGGAUAUGAGGCGGUUAAUUGGCUUUGCCAUCCGCGAUAUGUGGUACAAGCUUGGGCAGAACAAAAUCUGCUUUAUUCCUGGGAUGGUUGGACCAAUUCUAGAAAUGACACUUAUUCCUGAAGUUGAACUUCGAAAAGCUACAAUUCCAAUCUUUUUUGACAUGAUGCUGUGUGAAUAUCAGAGAUGUGGAGAUUUCAAAAAGUUUGAAAAUGAAAUCAUCCUCAAUUUGGACCAUGAAGUGGAAGGAGGACGUGGCGAUGAGCAGUACAUGCAGCUGCUGGAGUCUAUAUUGGUAGAGUGUGCUGAACAUCAUCCAAGUAUCACCAAGUCCGUGGAGAACUUUGUAAUUCUUGUCAAAGGUCUCCUGGAGAAGCUGCUGGAUUACCGGGGUGUGAUGACUGAUGAGAGCAAGGAUAACCGCAUGAGCUGCACAGUGAACUUAUUGAAUUUCUACAAAGAUAACAACCGAGAGGAAAUGUACAUAAGAUACCUAUACAAACUUCGUGACCUUCAUUUGGACUGUGAGAAUUACACAGAGGCUGCCUACACUCUCCUUCUCCAUACCUGGCUCCUCAAGUGGUCAGAUGAGCAAUGCACAUCUCAGGUCAUGCAGACAGGACUGCAGCAAUCGCAGACACACCGGCAGCUAAAGGAGACCCUCUAUGAGACAAUCAUAGGCUAUUUUGACAAGGGAAAGAUGUGGGAAGAAGCCAUAGCCCUAUGCAAGGAGUUGGCAGAGCAAUAUGAAAUGCAAGUGUUUGAUUAUGAACUCCUGAGCCAAAACCUGAUUCAACAGGCAAAAUUCUAUGAAAAUAUCAUGAAAAUCCUCCGACCUAAACCAGAUUACUUUGCUGUUGGAUAUUAUGGCCAGGGCUUCCCUUCCUUCUUGAGAAACAAAGUGUUCAUCUACCGUGGCAAGGAAUAUGAGCGAAGGGAGGAUUUCCAAAUCCAGCUGAUGAGCCAGUUCCCCAAUGCAGAGAAGAUGAACACAACGUCUGCUCCAGGAGAUGAUGUAAAGAAUUCUCCUGGCCAAUGUAUCCUUAUAAGAAUCCUGGAUUCCCUUAAACUCAGCUCAAGUGGCACCUUCUAUACCUUUUCCAUUACUUUCAGUUGCUUUUAUAAAUCAAACUAUGUGCAGCGAUUCCACUACUCCAGGCCAGUGCGGAAGGGAACAGUUGACCCUGAAAAUGAGUUUGCUUCCAUGUGGAUUGAGAGAACAUCCUUUGUGACAGCAUACAAACUCCCAGGGAUCCUGCGAUGGUUUGAGGUGAUUGCCAUGUCCCAAGCCACAAUUAGUCCUCUGGAGAAUGCCAUUGAAACCAUGUCUACGGCUAACGAGAAGAUCCUAAUGAUGAUCAAUCAGUACCAGAGUGAUGAGAAUCUCCCCAUCAACCCACUCUCCAUGCUUCUGAAUGGAAUCGUGGACCCCGCUGUCAUGGGAGGAUUUGCAAAAUAUGAAAAGGCUUUCUUCACAGAAGAAUAUACUAGAGAUCACCCUGAAGAUCAAGACAAACUAAGCCGACUCAAGGAUCUGAUCGCAUGGCAGAUCCCUUUCCUAGGAGCUGGGAUUAAAAUCCAUGAGAAAAGGGUAUCUGACAACCUCCGUCCUUUCCAUGACAGGAUGGAAGAAUGUUUCAAGAGCUUGAAAGUGAAAGUGGAAAAGGAAUAUGGAGUCCGAGAGCUGCCUGAUUUUGAUGACAGGAGGCUAGGCCGUCCUCGGUCCAUGCUUAGAUCCUAUCGACAGAUGUCCAUCAUCUCCCUGGCCUCCAUGAGUUCGGAUUGUAGCACCCCCAGCAAGACUGUCUCAGAAAGUUUUGACCUGGAUGUAGCCUCACCAAGGACCCCAAAAAUAGAAGUGGAAGAGAAUUUCCCCCAGGGCAACACCUUGCCUGAAGUAAAGCUACGCAGAUCCAAGAAGAGAAUGAAAAGAAGUAGCGUGGUGUUUGCUGAUGAGAAGACUGUGACUGAGUCAGACAUGAAGCGAUUAUCAAGGAAACAUGAGUUCAUGAGUGACACCAACCUCUCUGAACACCUGACUCUCCCACCGAAAACAUCUGUCCUCAAGCAGAUGAGCUUUGCUAGUCAGUCAAUGCCAACCAUUCCAGCAUUGACAUUAUCAGUGGCCUCUGCUUCUGGGAUGGAUGAGGCAUGUGUAUCCCCCCGGCUCAGCCAGACCUUCUUUCUCUCUGAUGGGGACAAGAAGACCCUAAAAAGGAAAAAAGUAAACCAAUUCUUCAAAACAAUGUUGGCAUCCAAGUCUUCUGAUGAAGGAAAACAAUCUGGAGAGCGUACCCCAGAUAACCUCGCUACUGACCUCUGAUACAGCUCCAAUCUAGUGGCAGGCCUGGUCCAUUCAGGCAUCAACAGAAGAGGCCAUCCUGUGGAAGAGAAGGAAGAGUGAAAUUCAGGAUAUGGCAUCUAGGAAAGACAAUGAGAGAUCCCUCUCAACUCUGACCACAUGAAGGGGCGCCUCACUACUAACCCUGGAGACUGGGAACUAAGAUCCCCAAUCACUAUUGUCUCCUGGGGGCAAAGAAGAAGCUCUGUCCCUCAUUCACGGAAUUACUCUUGGAACACAUAGAGACAUUAUUCCUUCUUCUGAAAUUCUCCAGCACAAUAGCAGUUUUCAAGAUAUUCGGGACAAUAUUUUUAUAACACAUUUUUUUUUUACAAAAGUUUUGGGUGGGUGGGUUUAGAAUUAUACUGUCUGUAUUUUCUAAUUCCUAAUGGCUAAUGUGAUGAAUCUUUUAAAAUACUCUUUUUGAAAAAAAAAAUAAUUGUACUUUGCCUUCUAAACCUACCCUCCAGCCUCUUUAGAAAUGUUCCUUUUCUCUAUGCCAUGUUUCUUUUUCUUACUGACAAUAAAAGUGAC
Messenger RNA from Gracilinanus agilis (Agile Gracile Mouse Opossum), 6083 nucleotides. RefSeq names its product dedicator of cytokinesis 2 (gene DOCK2). Bases 33 to 5531 code for a protein of 1832 amino acids. The transcript is spliced from 52 exons. Lineage: Eukaryota; Metazoa; Chordata; Mammalia; Didelphimorphia; Didelphidae. The record is from RefSeq and is a predicted model, not a curated record. Gene Ontology annotation, molecular function: guanyl-nucleotide exchange factor activity; small GTPase binding. Gene Ontology annotation, cellular component: cytoplasm; plasma membrane. Gene Ontology annotation, biological process: small GTPase-mediated signal transduction; cell migration.